Lactuca sativa (garden lettuce) is the source of this 788-nucleotide messenger RNA. The record is from RefSeq and is a predicted model, not a curated record. NCBI's taxonomy places the organism in Eukaryota, Viridiplantae, Streptophyta, Magnoliopsida, Asterales, Asteraceae.
CAAUCAUCAAGUCUGCUGAUCUCCCCUUAAAAGCACCAUCGUCUCCACCACAUUGAUCUUAGUUUUGUUCGUACAGAAAAUCGUAACCCUAAAAUCAUCAUGUUACAUGAUCCACCGUGAAUGAAAUCAAGAAGGUAGUAAAGGUGUCUUUCCAUAUCCAAAUUGAAUCAACAAAAUGUGUGUUGUGCAUCUUCGAGCUAGGCAUCCGCAUAUUACUGAAACAAAAUGUUUCAUGUGCAUCUCUGAACUAACCACCAUUAAGAAUCCAUGGUCCCCUCCGACAAUCAUUACCCCAUCAGUUGAUCACCUUCCUCAUUGCCUAUGUUCCGUCUCCAUCGAUAGACCUUUUUAUGGAUCAGAUCUGUAAGAGGAUAUUAACAAAACAAACUCUAGUGGCUGACAAUGGAAUUCGUUCCAAAGUACCGAUAUUCGCACAACACAGAAGCAACAGAAGAAAAACAAGUAUCUGCUGAAGAAUGGUACAACAUGUUUAGCACAGGAUUCUUCAAGAAAGAAGUUAUGGACCUGAUGGUAAUGGAUUACUUUGUAACCCACAUGUAUGUCAAUGUUGCGGAAUCUUUUGAGGUGGAAUCCGGGUGCAAAGUGGGCGUUAAUCUUAAACUGCUAGCUUACCAGAAAAGAGUUACUGAUCACAUUUAAAAUCAUCAAAUCACAGAAGCCAUAGAUCUAAUCAAGACGACAUUCGCCCAUGUAUUAUUUCAUCAUUCCCUUUUUCCUUAUAUUAUAAUAAACACAAUGAAAUAGAAAAAGGUCUUUAUUUUACAUAA